Messenger RNA from Lolium rigidum, 1517 nucleotides. RefSeq names its product MEIOTIC F-BOX protein MOF-like. The record is from RefSeq and is a predicted model, not a curated record. Gene Ontology annotation, molecular function: protein binding. The transcript has 3 exons. Lineage: Eukaryota; Viridiplantae; Streptophyta; Magnoliopsida; Poales; Poaceae. Bases 24 to 1325 code for a protein of 433 amino acids.
CGCCGACAUCUGAUCUGCUGGCGAUGGAGGCCGUCACAGACCGCCGCCUCCAUGCGGGCGGCUCUACCGACGACCGGCUGAGCGCGCUGCCGGACGACCUCCUCCACCGCAUCCUCUCCUUCCUCCCGUGCCAGCGGACCGUGCAAACGACCGUGCUGUCCAAGAGGUGGGCAGGCCUCUGGCGCUCGGCGCCAUGCAUCAACAUCAACAUGGUGUAUUUCUCAACCCGUUCCAGGCACAGGUGGCAAAAGAUUGAGGAUCUCGUCACCAAUUUCCUCAUCUUCCACAACGCUCCGGUUCUAGAUGCGUUCCGGAUCGCGAUGGAUGGCGUCAUCGCCGAUGAUUGGCUUCCGGCCAUCAACAGAUGGGUUCGCCGCGGCAUCCUGGGAUGCCCAUCGGUGCUCGAGAUCGAGUUCUUCGACACCGGCAUACCUAAUCCGCCAUUCGGCGACACGAUCCGACCUGGUCCGUUUGAGUUGCCCGACAUCGGAUCUACCAGUUCCAGUCGCCUCAAAAAGCUCAGCCUUGUUGGCGUGUCCCUUGGCAGCUCCUUCGCCGAGCUGCUCCGUUCAGGAUGCCCGGUACUAGAAGAUCUGCACCUCGAAGAUUGCUGCACUGAAUUCAACCACAUACAGUCCCACACAUUGAAGAAGCUAACUAUCCACAUAUGUUAUCGUCAUUCAGUUGGUACCCUGGCUAUCAAGGCUCCCGCUCUUGUUGAAUUGGUGCUGGAUCCAGAUAUUUCGAUGCCCGAAUACACCCAGAAGAACGAGUUUUCCCUAGCUGAUGGGUCGACCAACUCCCUCGUGGAUGCAUGGGUUGUUUUCCCAAACGACAUGUCUCCGAGAAGUCGAGUCAUGCUUCUAGGCAGCCUCUCCAACGUGACCAAGCUGGAGUUGACAGCAUGCUUUUCGGCAGAGCUGAUGCUAGAUAACGAGUUGGGUCAAUUCCCAAUUUUCAGCAACAUGAGAGCCUUGUGGCUACGCGGGUGUGUAUUUGGCAAUCGCGAUGGGAAGUGCAGCACCCUUGACAUAUUUCUGCAGAAGACCCCUAAUCUGAAGAAGCUUACUUUGGAGCAUCAGCGGCCAUGCUGCUGCAAAAAUACAUUUCAAGAGGCGGGGCGCAAGAAGAGAAAGGACAAGACAAGUAGCCGCUCCCUCCAUUGUCCGGACCAAAAGGCUUUCCAGUGCCCAAACUUAAAGUUGAUCGAAAUCAUAUAUGAAGCACGCUAUACGGAUGAUCACCAUGAACUCCAGAUGUUUCAAGUUAUGAGGGGUCUUUGGAGGAACCUACAACAGGCCACAUUCACCGUUACUAAAAUUUAGAUCAUAAUAACUUGGUCUUGGUACUUCUAGCACUGCUAUGUUACUUUUCUUCUCGGAACUUUGUAUGUCAAAUGCAAUGUUUUCUACAUUUUAAUUCUAGCCAAAGUGCAACCCGGUUAUUUUAACUUUUCGUCUUAUUUGUUGCGGGGAGUUAACUUCUUAGUCUCAUACAGUAUUUUUCAUAUAAAACGU